Molecule: messenger RNA, 330 nt
Organism: Didymodactylos carnosus
Lineage: Eukaryota; Metazoa; Rotifera; Eurotatoria; Philodinida; Philodinidae
Source: the annotation of a GenBank genome assembly
AUGGUCAGAGAGUCAGGUGGUGAAGAUUUAUUGGUUAUUAAAGAAGAUUGCAUUAAUCACGUCACGAAAAGAGUAAUGAAGCAUUUAAUGAAAUUGAAACAAGAAAAGACUCAACGAAUUCCAGCGACUACAACAACUAUGAAAAGUUCUACAUCAUUAUCAUCAUCUAAGAAACAACCAGCAAGACAACAACAACUACUCGAUGACAAUAAAAAAUGGGGUGAUGGUGUUGGACGAAUGACAACGUCAAUGAUGGAUAAAUUAUCGACCAGCUAUGGAAUUGCGAUUCGGCAAGCGAGUUCAUUGUCUUGUGGUAAGAAAUAUAACUAA